This is a messenger RNA of Polistes canadensis, 3211 nucleotides long. RefSeq names its product cytochrome P450 6B5-like. The record is from RefSeq and is a predicted model, not a curated record. Bases 1404 to 2981 code for a protein of 525 amino acids. Gene Ontology annotation, molecular function: monooxygenase activity; heme binding; oxidoreductase activity, acting on paired donors, with incorporation or reduction of molecular oxygen. The transcript has 5 exons. Lineage: Eukaryota; Metazoa; Arthropoda; Insecta; Hymenoptera; Vespidae.
UGGCCACGCACGCAUAAGUUGUUCAGAAAGAGUGUGUUAACGAACAGAGUCAUACUAUUCGUACAGACAGGACACACAACAAGGUCUCCUAUAAAUGCGUGCGCGUUCGUUCACGAGUACCAGUCGAGGUUGGUUGGUGGGUGCAAGGUACGCACGCGCCAAACCUAUCACUCAACACACCAACAUAUAUAUAUAUACAUUUCAUUAUCUUUGUUUAUAUCUGUUUUUUUUUUCUAAAUUCAAUUCCUCGUUCCUUUCUCUCUAACACAUUCUCUUUAUAUAAUAUACGUACAUACAUACCUUCCUUCCUUCCUUCCUUUCUUCCCUCCCUCCCUACCUCGUGUCACUCGUGUCACAGUUUAGUUGACAAUGACGUGGAGAUUUAUCGUAACGCAAGAUGCAUCAUCAAAUUAUAUCAAUGAACGAGGAUAAUAACAACACAGUGUUUUGCGCGGGCAACAGUUCGAUCGUACACAAUUCUACUGGGAAUAUCGAAUUUAUCGAUUGAUUUGAAAAGUGUCAUUAACGAAAGUUUGUUAUCGUGAGGAUUGUAUUGAGUUUUUAUUAUUUGAAUAAAUUAUAAUAGAGAGAAGUUAGUGGACUGUUGUAAAAAAUAAGAAAAGUAGGUUGUACAGAUUUAACAAGGAAGUUUUCAUCGAUCGUUCAUUUGUAAAAUAGUUUCAUAAUUCACAUUUAUCGUGAAAACUAGAACUGUAGAACUGUUCUUGCAUUUCAUUUUUUUUUUUUUCAAUACUAGUUAUUGACGUGCAAGAAAAAAAAUGUAAAUUAAAAAUCGUAAACUCGAUCAAAGUUUAAUCGAUAUUAAUCGAUUGUUGAUAACAAUGACGGUAAUCGAUUUAAACUUAAAAAUAAUUCAAAAUUCAUUUCUUUCUUUAUCGCGAGAAAGAGAAUCGAAUGUUGAUUAAUUUUUCUUUUUGUCUUUGUCCAAUGUUUACGUACACGCAUGUACGUUGUGUAUAUUCAUCGAUCCACGGCUUUUGAUUUGUAACAGCAAUACCUCACGUGCUACGAUCGGAUCGAUUAUAAUGUUUCAGUGAUAAAUAAAUCGAUACGUUAUCACUUGACUCGUUUAAAAGUGAACGUAAAUACGUAAUUCAACCUGUCGAUUGAAUUCUUAAUUUUUAAACGAGAUACUAUCGAUCACCAAUUAAAUCGUAAAUCUUUUCCAAUAAUUCUAAGAAUACGAAUUGUCGCGUUUGGAAUGUUAAACGCGUGACUGAACGAACAUUCUUUUCUUAUCGUAUGAGAUUACUUAUUACGUAGAUAAGAAAUUUUCGUAACUAUCGAAAAUAAAGUGCAAAAUAUCUUUCGUUUUACGAGUAAACAAAAAAAUAAAACGCGUUCGAUCGUUAUCGAAUAAACAGUAAAACAAAAGAUUCAAAAUGUUGCAACUGUUGAAAGGAUUUUUAGAUCCUUUCGUUUUAAUUGGAUUACUAUUAGGCAUUUUGUACUUUUAUUUUACGGCAACGUUUAAUUUUUGGGAAAAUUUAUGCGUGCCAUUUAAAAAACCAACCAUUUUGCUCGGUAAUUUCGGACCGUUGCUACUAUUUCGAAAAUCACAACCAGAAGGGAUAAAGGAAAUGUACGAAUGGUUCAAAAACGAAAAAUUCUUUGGAGUAUAUCGCGUCAGAUCACCGAUAUUAAUUCUGAGGGAUCCAGAUCUCGUGAAGAGCAUCUGCGUGAAGGAUUUUGUAUGUUUCGCGAAUCGUGGGAUACCUAUCAAUAACUCUCAGGAUCCAUUAUCUGGUCAUCUUUUCAAUCUGGAAGGAAGAAAAUGGAAGGGCCUGAGAUCAAAAUUGACCCCGACCUUUUCUUCGGGCAAACUCAAACGAAUGUUUUAUUUAUUGGCCGAAUGUUCGGAAGAAUUUCGAAUACUUAUAAACAAAACUUGUGAAAAUAAAACGGCAGUAGAGGUUCGCGAGCUUGCAGCUAAAUUUACGAUAGACGUCAUCGGUAGUUGUGCAUUCGGCAUACAAAUAAAUGCAUUGACCGAUGAGGACUCCGAAUUUCAUAGGGCUGCAAAGAAACUUUCAAGGCCAAGUUACAAGGCAACCUUAUGGAGGAUGCUCCGUACAGCCAUGCCUAAGCUUUACAAGUUCCUAAACGUUCAGGUUAUUGAUCCUGAGGUCACCAUGUUCUUCAAGAACGUUGUCUCCCAGAUGAUCAGACAACGAGAGAUCAGUGACCAGAGGAGACACGAUUUUAUGGAUCUUUUAGUUGAACUGAAGAACAAAGGAAACUUGGAAAACGACACUGGAUCGAUAACUCAGUCCUUGAAUGAAGAUGACGUACAAGCUGCUAAAGAAAUAGUACUCGAUGAAAAUUCCAUUGCGGCCCAGGCGUUCGUUUUCUUCGCAGCUGGUUACGAAACUUCAUCGAACACAAUAGCCUUCUGUCUGCACGAAUUGGCAUUGAAUGAAGAGAUUCAGGAGAAAACCAGGCGAGAUAUUAACGAUGCCAUUACGAAACGAGACGGGAAAUUAACUUACGAUGCCGUACAGGAUAUGAAAUAUCUUGACUUAGUGAUCCUAGAAACUCUUAGAAAGUAUCCACCAGCUCCGUUACUUUCUCGAAGAUGUGAGUACACCUACCAAAUACCCGGAAGCAAAGUAAAACUUCCAGCUGGAAUGAGAGUAGUCAUACCAAUUUACGGUCUCCAUCAUGAUCCAGAACAUUAUCCAGACCCUGAGGUAUUCAAUCCUGACAGAUUCAUUGACGAGAACAAACGAACGAGACACCCAUACACGUAUCUUCCAUUUGGAGAAGGUCCACGUGCUUGUAUAGGAAUCCGGUUUGCACUAUUGCAGAUUAAAAUUGGAAUAAUUUCCUUCUUGAGAAGCCACGGAGUUCAGGUUUCCGAUAAAACGGUUCAUCCUAUCAAAUUCAGCAGACGUAGCCUUGUUACGACCAGCGAAAAUGGUUUUUGGCUUAACAUUACCUCAGAAUCCGAAAAUUCUUAGAUAAUAUUUAUCUAACCAUUGAAUUGCAUGUACUUAAUAUUAUUAUUAUUUUUCUGUUUUUAUAAAGAUUUAUAUUAUUACACAUUUUCAUUAGUUUUUAAAUCAUUCUCUCUUUAUGGUAACAGACUGAUACUCCAAAUUGAAUUUGGUAUUGUUAUAAUAAAAAAGGAAAAAUAUUUCAUUGACGAUGACUUUUGAAUAAAAUUUAUGAAAAGAAAAAUAAAAAACAA